Messenger RNA from Suillus fuscotomentosus, 1487 nucleotides. RefSeq lists its product as uncharacterized. The coding region runs from base 91 to 1239 and encodes 382 amino acids. Lineage: Eukaryota; Fungi; Basidiomycota; Agaricomycetes; Boletales; Suillaceae. The record is from RefSeq and is a predicted model, not a curated record. The transcript is spliced from 4 exons.
CUAGUACUAGUGUUGCACCUUCAGCUCGUCUCACUGGUAGAUGCCACCAUUCCCUCCGAACUGCAAUAUCAUUUCACUCUCAGAUCAACCAUGAGCGUGCCACCUUCAAGCGCUCCUCCUAUUCCUCCCACAACCUUUCAAACACCAAAUGGAGCGAAUAGUGCAUCACCCAAAGAUCUUCGGGACUUUCUCAAAUCUUUAAAUGACGACAAUCCGCCGUUAGUGUUGGAUAAACCACUCUGGCUGCGCCUGCUUGCCAGUCUACUGGAGCAAGUCUUUGGUUGCUUUCCUUAUUUCAAGCCAACAAUGUUAGGCACCACCAACGAACGCAUCGAGCUUACAGACGUCACGCUAGAUGUCUUUUCACGUGUCGGAAAAAGGGCUGAUUCACUUGACUGGCUUUAUGCUGAUGAGGAGCAGUUAUCUAAAAAAGUAUUUGUACACCUUUUGGGCCUCUGUACUUCGACAGAAUCAUGGUUAGAAGUUGCCGACGAGGGCGAUUCAAGCGGUGCAUCUAACACGCUAUAUUCCAAAGCUUGCGGAACUCUCGUCGAAUUCUUACAACUUUUGUCAUUUUCAAGUAUUCCAGGAGGAGAUUCAAGUGAUCUGCAAAGGGGAGUCCUGCAGGACAUUUUGUACGAAGCGACAAACUUAUGUACUACAAUAAUCUCUGCUCGACACGAAUCGUGUCCUCUUGACAUUCACUGGUUCUCUACCCCACCGUGUUUAAAGACCACAACUGAGGACUGUUCCAUUCCGUGUCCCAUAGACACCAUAAACGUGAUCAGGCUGCCAUCCCCUUCUCACUUUUCCGUCUUGACCAGCAUCAUCGUCGAAUUAUUUGGCAACCUGUUUUCAACUGCGAGGCUCUCUUAUUUCAUCACGGCUGCUAUGCUCCGUCACGUCUCUGAACUGACUCGUCGUGUAUACGAUUUUUGCUCUGAAUGUCCUACCUCUCCUGCAACAAGAUCCCGAUGCCUGCUUCGAGUAGCAGCUGCUGCUCACACCCUUAUGUCUAGUGACCCAUCUCUUAUUGGAGGACUCUCAGGACUACCUUGUCGUCUUUUAAUUCAACGACUCCAGUGUGGUCCAAAUCCUGCGCAACGAUCAGUCGACCGCAAGUUACAUGAAAUUUUUACUUCCAACACAAAUCUAUCAGUCGAUUAUGUGAAUGAUACUCUGGAACUUUUGCGCUCUGAAACAUGGGAGUCACCUGGGAGUGAGCUUCGGCAAGUUUGAAGGCAGUGCAAUCAUUCCUUCAAAGAAAUCCCUCCUACCCCGAUUUAGAACCGCUGGUUAUCACUGCCGGUAAUCGCGUUCAUAGUCCAAUGAGCCAGACUGCAGACACCAUAGACUCUUCGCAUUGGCGCACAGAAUUGCAGAGGCUCGUUAGUGCGCUCAUUGUGCCUGAUGAACUGCAGUGGAAGAGUAUUGGGCGCAAAGAUACAACAUCCUACAUGCCACGAAUAUUAGAUAAGAUCAAGUCC